Molecule: messenger RNA, 324 nt
Organism: Gongylonema pulchrum
Lineage: Eukaryota; Metazoa; Nematoda; Chromadorea; Rhabditida; Gongylonematidae
Source: the annotation of a GenBank genome assembly
AUGGAGCACAUGAAUGCAAGUUUGGAUAGUCUGAGAGCUGAUCGCGAAUGGACAAUGGAAGAGAAUGCUCGCCUGCUGAAACUGCUCAAUUCCCACAAAGAAAAAUUGCAUGAUGCAUGGGAAGCAUUGGAUGGAAGGCAAAAAGAGUGCGAAGAGCUUCGCCAAAAAUUAGAUCAUGAUCAAGCACUGGUUGUUCGAUUGGCCGAUGAUCUGGAAGAGGCCCAACAAACAGCCAACACCCUUCUACAACAAAAAAUAUCGAUUCUGGACGAUGUAGACAGGCUAAAAGGCAUGUUUUUUUCCCUUUUUUUCUUUUGGCUAUAA